AUGACUGAAAGAUUUUCUAAAUUAUCAUUGGAUGGUACUAAUCCUAUUAAAUCAUCUUUAUCAGACUAUGAUGAUAUAAUUCAUGAUUAUAAUUGCAUUCAUACAAGUGAUAAUGAUAGUAAUAAUGAUAAUGAUGAUGAUGAUAUAAAAAGAAAUUCUCCAUUUGUUUCUUCCUCUGGUAUAACGAAUGAUAAUAUUACUACUGCCACUACAAAUACAAAUACAAAUACAAAUACAAGUCCUGUAACGAAUACUAAUAUUAAACGAAAUGGGUCUACUUCAUCAAAUUAUGAUAAAAUUAAUGCUAACUUGCAUGCCAGAGUUAAAGCAUUCCAAGAACAGCGGGCUUUAAAAAGAUCAACAAGUUCUGGUGCUAAUAGGAAAACCCCUCAAGAAAGAUUAGUAGCAUCAUCUAACAAUAAUAAUAAUACCAAUAAUUAUAUUAGUGAUGAUGAUAUUGAUAGAAAUGAGUUAUCUUUAGAUAUAUCUUCCUAUACAACUAGUACAUCUUCGGCAUCUUUAGUUUCAAAAACAUUGAAUAAAAUUGUUAAUAAACCUUUGCCUCCUUUACCAAAUUUAUCCCACAGUGAUUCGCAUAAUAUAUCAAGAUCUACUUCAAUUUCUUCUGUAUCUUCCAAAGACUCAUGUAAUUCUAAAAACUUAGAAAAUAGGGAUAUUUCCACUACUAAUGUCAAUAAUUCUAUACGAUCUCUAAUGCAUCCAACUGGUCCAUCAUAUAAUGAUUUCAUACAAAAUAUUUCUACAAAGAAUCUUCAUCGGAAUAAUAAUAAUAAUAAUAAUAACGUAAAUUUUGAAGAUGCUGCAACUCCAGAAAAUUUGCAGUCAAAUGAUGUUUUAAAACCUAAUACAAACAAUGAUAGUUAUGAUGAUAAGAUAGCAAGUAUAACUAAAAAACAUUCAAGAAUAAUAUCAGCAAAAGAUUUUAAUUUGGAAUCAUCUGAAGAAGCCACAAUACUGAGCAAUGAUAAUAAGAAAAACAUGAACAUGAUAACAAAUAUAGUCGAAAGUAUAUCAAAUACUAAGGAUCAAUCAGAUAAAGAAGUAGUUCAUGAACAAGUUGUUACAACAGAUAGUACGGACUCUUCUAUAACUAAUUCUAAUAUUGUUAGUACGACGGCUACUAUCAGUAAUGUCCAAAAUACGUCGAAUUUUGUAUCUCAAAUACCACAGCAACUAAAUCCAAAUAGAAGAGCACCAAAGAGACCUGUUUUUACAAAUAUGAAAGCUGCAAUUCAAACAUCUCAAACAAAUAGUACCGUACAAAAUCGUUCCCCAAAACAAAGUUUAAGUGCACGUCGUGGUUUAAAGUUACCUCUAGGUGGGAUGAAUCUAAAAAUGUUAACUAAAUCAUUCCCUUCAACGACUACUUCAUCAGUUCAUGCAGAUUCUCAAGAAUUUGCAGUGUCUCCAGUUAAUAAAAAUAAUCAUAUUCUAAAUCAUUCGUCUGGAAGAAGGUUGAAUCCAGGUUCUUUGAUUAAUGGUAUACAGACUACCUCAACUUCAUCAUCAUAUGAUGACAACUGUGAUACAGAGGGAACCAUGCCUGAUAAUAGUAGUAGUAAUAGUAGCAGUUUAGGUUCAGGUGGACCAGGUGGACUAUUUUCAAAUUUCUCUAAAUAUGUUGAUAUCAAAUCUGGUUCAUUAAAUUUCGCUGGUAAAUUGUCUCUUUCAUCCAAAGGUAUUGAUUUUAGUAAUGGUUCAAGUUCUAGGAUCACCUUAGAUGAACUAGAAUUCUUGGAAGAAUUAGGACAUGGUAAUUAUGGUAACGUUUCAAAAGUGUUACAUAAACCAACUAAUGUUAUUAUGGCUAUGAAAGAGGUAAGGUUAGAGUUAGAUGAAGCUAAAUUUAGACAAAUCUUAAUGGAAUUGGAGGUGUUACACAAAUGUAGGUCGCCUUACAUUGUGGAUUUUUAUGGUGCAUUUUUCAUUGAAGGUGCUGUAUAUAUGUGUAUUGAAUAUAUGGAUGGUGGAUCUUUAGACAAGAUAUAUGAUCAAAACCCCAAAAUUGGGGGUAUUGAUGAGCCACAAUUGGCAUAUAUUACAGACGCAGUGAUAAGAGGGUUAAAAGAGUUGAAGGAAGUUCAUAAUAUUAUACACCGUGAUGUUAAACCAACAAAUAUAUUAUGUUCCGCACAACAAGGUACGAUAAAAUUAUGUGAUUUUGGUGUCUCUGGGAAUUUAGUAGCAUCAAUGGCAAAAACAAAUAUUGGUUGUCAAUCAUAUAUGGCCCCAGAAAGAAUAAAAUCUUUAAAUCCUGAUAUUGCUACGUAUACAGUGCAAUCAGACAUUUGGUCGUUAGGACUGAGUAUAUUGGAGAUGGCUUUAGGUAGAUAUCCAUAUCCACCAGAAACUUUUAACAACAUCUUUUCUCAACUAAGUGCUAUUGUAGAUGGUCCACCACCAAAACUACCUGCAGAUAAAUUUAGUAUAGAGGCACAAGAGUUUGUUGCGCUAUGUCUACAAAAGAUACCAGAGAGAAGGCCUACAUAUUCCAAACUUUUAGAACAUCCAUGGUUAGUUAAAUACAGAAAGGUCGAUGUUGGUAUGAGUCGAUACAUUAAAGAAAGGUUAGAAAUUAAGAAAAGAAUAUUAGAUGCAAGUGGUGAAAAUGCAUUGCCAAAAAUUGUUCCUGCUUUACAUAUGGGUGGAUUGCCCUGA
Arxiozyma heterogenica is the source of this 2679-nucleotide messenger RNA. It is a transcript of the gene PBS2, whose product is annotated as mitogen-activated protein kinase kinase PBS2. Gene Ontology annotation, molecular function: ATP binding; MAP kinase kinase activity. NCBI's taxonomy places the organism in Eukaryota, Fungi, Ascomycota, Saccharomycetes, Saccharomycetales, Saccharomycetaceae. Gene Ontology annotation, biological process: MAPK cascade; protein phosphorylation; cellular hyperosmotic response. The record is from RefSeq and is a predicted model, not a curated record. The transcript has a single exon. Bases 1 to 2679 code for a protein of 892 amino acids.